Messenger RNA from Aureobasidium subglaciale EXF-2481, 1158 nucleotides. RefSeq lists its product as uncharacterized. Bases 229 to 834 code for a protein of 201 amino acids. The record is from RefSeq and is a predicted model, not a curated record. The transcript has 3 exons. Lineage: Eukaryota; Fungi; Ascomycota; Dothideomycetes; Dothideales; Saccotheciaceae.
AUCCAUGAAGGCACAUGUUCUCCGGAUUCUUGGCUAUAUGAAGCACGAUUCCACUCCACAGCUUCCCUUUUGAAAGAAGCAUGCCCCUUAUGCGACACAUCCCUAUGCACCCCUAUACCAUCGUUCGGUCAAAGGAAAAUCAAGGCGCCGAAUCACGACACGAAGCACGACAGCUAGCAGCGACUCAGAGUCCAAGAAGAGACGUUUAAACCACAUACAGAUUUCUAUAUGGUCGGCCUGUGGAAACCAGCUGCUCCUGCACCAGGUGAGCAAGUCAAGUUUUGCUCUCUCCCUUCAAAUCGCUGGUGGACCAACCCUAUUGCGUUUGACGCGCCAAACGUGGAGUGCUCGAACCAAAAGCACAACACUCAUGUCGCAUCACAUGUCAAGCAUCCAUGUCACGCUCGCAUGGUUGAGGAAUGCCGUACCUGCAGUACUGAAGUGGUCAAGCAGCCAGUCCGAUUCACUGAAAGAGUGAUUACAGUGUGUAUAGACAAAUUCAUCUUGAGAACACAAUUAGUCCUUCUGUUGUCCUCUGAGUACUUUCGCUUUGUCCUUUUCUCGGCGAAACGACUUUUACAUUCCGCUCCGGUGAGAAUAGUUCCUGGUCACGUCGAAGUGGGGAAUUUCCUGCAAGGCAGGAGCGCUGUGAGCAAACGAUCAAGAGUCGCGCUUUCUCAGCAAGGCUGUCGUUGCGGCCACAGCACAAAGAAGCGUUUGGCAGUCGCGACUAAGCCAGCAUCCAGUCACAUCGUCCCAGACCCAAUUACCAGCGCCGGACAGAAUCAUCUACAAGAUACGAUUACCGAUCGGUGUACUUGGAGGGCAAGAUAGAUUUGUUUGCUGCUCUCAAUGCUGGAAGACUCUGGCAGCUACGGAUAAUCGUGACUUCGCGUUGACUGCAUAUUUCAAGGCCAUCACAAAGGUCAUUUGCUGGUCAGCGAGAGGAGCAAGGGCUACUUCAGUCUAAAAUAGUACGCAUUGGCCAUAGUGGCUUCAUUCCCGACAUGCCCUCUUCCUAGCCAAGAUGGACUUCACGAGCUUUAAAUCUCUCACGGAGAAUCUCCAGCAAUGAUCAUCUGUCUGAAAGCACAGCACAAUUCAAAUUAAGGGCACUGUGCUUGAGAGCAGUUUCACCGAGUUCCUCCAUACAGCACC